This is a messenger RNA of Merops nubicus (carmine bee-eater), 1251 nucleotides long. Its product is annotated as angiotensin-converting enzyme-like. NCBI's taxonomy places the organism in Eukaryota, Metazoa, Chordata, Aves, Coraciiformes, Meropidae. The transcript has 9 exons. Gene Ontology annotation, cellular component: plasma membrane. The record is from RefSeq and is a predicted model, not a curated record. Gene Ontology annotation, biological process: proteolysis. The annotation marks the transcript as partial. Gene Ontology annotation, molecular function: peptidyl-dipeptidase activity; metallopeptidase activity.
CCAGGCAACAUGUGGGCCCAGUCUUGGUCCAACAUUUUCGACCUGGUGAUACCUUUCCCAAAUGCCACCAAGGUGGAUGCCACCCCAGCCAUGAAAAAACAGGGCUGGACCCCAAGGAAGAUGUUUGAAGUGUCAGACCAUUUCUUUACCUCUCUGGGCCUCAUCCCCAUGCCCGAGGAGUUCUGGAACAAGUCCAUGAUUGAGAAGCCAGCCGACGGGCGGGAGGUGGUGUGUCACGCCUCCGCCUGGGACUUCUACAACCGCAAGGACUUCAGGAUCAAGCAGUGCACUGUGGUGAACAUGGAUGACCUAAUCACGGUGCACCACGAGAUGGGCCACGUCCAGUACUUCCUGCAGUACAUGGACCAGCCCAUCUCGUUCCGUGAUGGGGCCAACCCUGGCUUCCACGAGGCCAUCGGGGAUGUCAUGGCUUUGUCUGUCUCGACCCCAAAACACCUGCACAGCAUCAACCUGCUGGACCAAGUCACGGACAACGAAGAAAGUGACAUUAAUUACCUGAUGAGCAUUGCCCUGGACAAAAUCGCCUUCCUGCCCUUCGGGUACCUGAUGGACCAGUGGCGCUGGAAGGUGUUCGACAGGAGGAUCAAGGAGGAUGAGUACAACCAGCAGUGGUGGAACCUCAGGAUGAAGUACCAGGGCUUGUGCCCACCAGCACCAAGGUCUGAAGACGACUUUGACCCUGGGGCAAAGUUUCACAUCCCUGCCAACGUCCCCUACAUCAGGUACUUCGUCAGCUUCGUGAUCCAGUUCCAGUUCCACCAGGCUCUCUGUGCGGUGGCCAAGCACCAGGGGCCCCUGCACAAGUGUGACAUCUACAAGUCCAAGGACGCUGGGAGUAUCUUGGGGAAAGCCCUGAAGCUGGGAUUCAGUAGGCCGUGGCCUGAAGCCAUGAUGCUCAUCACGAAGCAGCCCAACAUGUCAGCUGAUGCCCUGAUGAGCUACUUCGAGCCACUCAUGACAUGGCUGGUGAAGGAGAAUGAGAAGAACGGGGAGGUCCUGGGCUGGCCUGAGUACAGCUGGACUCCUUACACAGCCACUCCAGCCCAAGCUGUCUCCGACCACGCUGACUUCCUGGGCAUGUCCCUGACCAGCCACCAAGCCACAGCAGGGGGCUGGGUCCUGCUUGCCCUGGCACUCGUCUUCCUGGUCACCACCCUCUUCUUCGGCGUCAAGUUCUUCUCCUCCAGGCGAAAGGCCUUCAAAUCCAGCUCAGAAAUGGAACUGAAAUAA